CUGAGGCCACCCCUUGAGGCAGUCACCGCAGACAACAAAGGACCGAUCUUGACGGUGGUGGGCUUUUCCUGUUUCUUCAUCACUUUCCUUAUUGUCCUGGCCAAGCUAGGGUCCUCUGUGUAUACAAAGGCCAUUUUCUGGAACUGUGAUGUCCCUUUGUGGAUAGCUUUGCUUUUGGCAUUCCUCCAGACCCUCCUCAUCCAGUUCACAGUCGACCAUGGCCUCGGGCAACACCGUGACAAGCUCUCAGCGUAUACCUUCUCCCGGUACAGCAAGUUAACCUACGCCGCCCAAUUGCUUCUCAUUCUCGCCCUGUACCUAUCCAAGGCCUCGACCUGUCUCCUGGUCCAUCACCUCACACCUAAACGACAGAUCACCCGCGCAAGCUCAAUUCUGCUGGCGGUGAUAACGGUCUGGAUGGUGUUUGCCCUGCUAGGAACGGCCCUGCAGUGUUCCUCGCCGCGAUGGGAGUAUCUUCCCAACCGAUGUGCGGGAGAGGGCGCCAUUGCGUAUCCCAUCAUCGUCUUCAACAUUGCCACCGACCUGGCCCUCAUUAUCAUCCCCAUCGUCAUGCUUUGGACCGUCCAGAUGACCUGGCAGAAACGGCUACAGGUCAUCUCUGCUUUUGCGUCGCGGGUCUUGGCGGUGAUCGUGAGUCUGGUAGAGCUGGCAUUACUACCAAAAUACCUGAAAUCGACCGAUCCUACUUGGACUAUUGUCAAUGUUGCCAUCUGUAAUGAACUCAUGAUGUACGUCAGCAUCAUCGCGUCUUGCAUGCCGUCCUUGUACCGAGUGCUGCGCAGCCUGACCACCGGGUUGAACGACAUGCAUCUGUCCGGCGACAUCGAGCUGUUCACGACGACGCCAGGAUCCUCGUCGCGAUACAACCGCUCCGGAUCGCACAACCCUAAUACGAAGCGAUCGUCCCUUCUC
This is a messenger RNA of Penicilliopsis zonata CBS 506.65, 933 nucleotides long. RefSeq lists its product as hypothetical. The record is from RefSeq and is a predicted model, not a curated record. Lineage: Eukaryota; Fungi; Ascomycota; Eurotiomycetes; Eurotiales; Aspergillaceae. The annotation marks the transcript as partial. The transcript has 6 exons.